AUGAAGUUCAUUAACCCUAAAAAUCUCUCUCCCAAACACCUUUUCCGUUCUAAGAAGGAAAAAUCCUCCGUAUCAAGAUCCGACCCGCCUUCUUUCGGGUCAGCUUCUUCCUCCGACGAAUCCACUCAUAAAGCCGUCACCGGCGGCUCUCAAACACCUACCAGCGUCCUUCCGGAAGAAGCGUCAUCCAGCUCGUGGUCCGACGUCACCGUCGAAGUCCAAUUGGAGCUCGCUCAGGCGUUCCAGUUAAUCGACCGGGACAACGACGGAGUCGUUUCGCGGCAAGAACUCGAAGCGGUCCUCACACGCCUAGGAGGGCAGGCGCGUCCACCUACCUCCGAGGAGAUUGAGAUGAUGUUAAGCGAAGUUGAUAGCGAUGGUAGGGGAUGCAUAAGCGUGGAAUCGAUCAUGAACCGGAUCGGAUCCGGUCCCGUUUCGGGUAACUCGAACCCGGAGGAGGAACUGAGGGAAGCGUUUGAGGUAUUUGAUACGGAUCGGGAUGGGAGAAUCUCGGCGGAGGAGUUGUUGAGGGUUUUUAGAGCGAUUGGGGAUGAACGGUGUACGUUAGAGGAGUGCCGGCGUAUGAUAGCGGGUGUUGAUAAAAACAGAGACGGGUUUGUCUGUUUCGAGGAGUUUUCGUGUAUGAUGGAGAUGCAACGGUGA
This is a messenger RNA of Vicia faba (fava bean), 663 nucleotides long. The record is from the annotation of a GenBank genome assembly. Lineage: Eukaryota; Viridiplantae; Streptophyta; Magnoliopsida; Fabales; Fabaceae.